Molecule: messenger RNA, 1976 nt
Organism: Aspergillus melleus
Lineage: Eukaryota; Fungi; Ascomycota; Eurotiomycetes; Eurotiales; Aspergillaceae
Product: coenzyme A transporter
Exons: 2
Coding region: 366-1679 (437 amino acids)
Biological process (GO): transmembrane transport
Source: RefSeq, a predicted model, not a curated record
CGCCACCCGAAUACCGCGCCCGUAUCGUGACGGUAUGUCCCCGGGUCACUUGGCGUCGGCGGCUUGUAUCGGCAUGUCAGGACGGUAACCUGCCGCCCGUUCUUCCGCCGACUUCUGCGAUGCCAUCAUCGCCGCUCGCCUUUUUCCUCGUCCAUAUUGCCGAUUCUUCGACUCGCUCCAGUUUCUGCCCUCUACUUUCCCCGCGAUUAUUUCCCCACAAUCUCGCGCCUUGAACCCAUUUUUACUUCAGCUUGAUACAGACAGUCGGAGUGGUCUGAACGUGCAACUGUAGGGGUAAUAUCCAUGGCCCCGAAUCUCCGGUAGCCCGCGUGACCGAACCAGGCUUUUUGCCUCGCCUUGCUUUUAUGUCUGCUACCCUUUCAGACUAUGCGCAUAAAGAGUCUUGCUCGAUCGCACACAGCUCCCAUUCUUUCCAUUAUAUGACCGCGGAAUCCGUCCCGCACCCGACUGCUCAGAUGGAACAGGUAGCACAGUCGGGACCAGUUCGUGGGCCAACGACUAGUGAUACCCACAGGAAUGCAGCGGUGGCUACAGCGCAAGCAACUCAAGGCGACCGUGCUCAGAGCACACAUAGCAAGCAGGAUGGUCGACAGGCGAACAAGCGUAGCUUGGAAUACAUCGCAAGGAGCGGGUUAGCGGGGGGUCUAGCGGGGUGUGCUGCCAAAACGGUGGUGGCCCCCUUGGACCGGGUCAAGAUUCUUUUUCAGGCCUCGAAUCCGCAGUUUGCCAAAUACACCGGCAGCUGGACGGGCCUGGUGGCGGCAAUUCGCGAUAUCAAACGACACGAAGGCGGCCGAGGCCUCUAUAAAGGCCAUUCCGCCACGCUUCUUCGCAUUUUCCCCUACGCAGCGAUCAAAUUCCUCGCCUAUGAGCAGAUUCGAGCGGUGGUCAUUCCGUCCCGCGACAAAGAGACUCCGGGUCGCCGACUCCUGUCCGGCAGUCUGGCAGGCAUCACAUCGGUGUUUUUCACAUACCCCUUAGAACUCAUCCGAGUGCGAUUAGCAUUCGAGACAAAAAAGUCCUCGCGAUCAUCCUUGAGAGAUGUCUUCCGUCAGAUUUACCGCGAACGGGUUUCGCCGCCCUCUACGUCGAGCGGAAUCUCCGCGUCGUCAGUGACCGGCGCUACCGCCGCAGCCACGGUCGAAAAUGUGUCCUCGUCCGUGAAUAAGGUCGUGCCCAGCUCGGGUAUCGCCAACUUCUACCGCGGAUUCAUACCCACUAUGAUGGGCAUGUUGCCCUACGCCGGCAUUUCCUUCCUCGUGCACGAUACCGUCGGCGACUGGCUCCGAUUUCCCUCCGUCUCUCACUAUACCACCAUCCCCGAUUCCGACCUCUCUCCCGCUCAGCAGCAAACACAGAAAGCCUUACGACGGCCGCAAUUGACCGCUGCCGCCGAGCUAUUCUCCGGAGCUAUCGCCGGCCUGCUCUCGCAAACCGCAUCAUAUCCAUUUGAGGUGAUCCGAAGGCGCAUGCAAGUCGGAGGUGUUGUCGGUGAUGGCCAUCGACUCGGAAUCGCCGAAACCGCCCGCACCAUCUUCCUGGAGCGGGGAUUCCGUGGAUUCUUCAUUGGACUGACGAUCGGUUACAUUAAGGUGAUGCCGAUGACUGCGACCGGAUUUUUCGUGUACGAGAGACUGAAGUGGUCUCUUGGAAUUUGAUCUUCUAUCUGUUCGGUCCAUACAUACCUCUACCUCGAUUCCUUUUUGCAUUGAAGCGGAAGCUGUCAGGGAUUGCUCUCGUGGUUACUGUUCCUUUAUGUACUCCUUCUCCCCCACCUCGCUCAUCUCACAUAGAGCUCUGAAGACGUUGGCGUCUUACAAUUUCCUUUUGUUUUUUACAUUGUUCAUACCCAUAUUACUCUGUGUUAAGGGGAUCCAGGAUAUUGCGGUACACAAGUACAUAGUUGAAGUCUGUUGCGUGUCAAACGAAAUGAUAUACUGCAUUGAAUCAUACUA